UAUUUUCCUCAUGCUUUGUUUUUACAGGUAUUUACCUUCAUUGCGGGGCCACUGCCUAAAACUGUUAAUACUGGAGUGACUGAAAUCAACUCUGAAAGGCUGGAAUUGAGGAGUAAAAUUGUUAAAAGAGGCCAGUGCUCAAAAGGCUUGUAUCGAGCAGGUCAAUUCUGCUGUCAGCCAUGUCCCCCUGGCAAAAGGAAAGCUGCUGACUGCAAAUUUGAUGAAAGUGAACCAGAUUGUGUGUUCUGCAAAGAAGGGGAAGAGUAUACAGACAAAGAACAUUAUUCCCCUAAAUGCAGACGUUGUACAUUUUGUGAUGAAGGACAUGGCUUAGAAGUGGAAAGAAACUGUACCCGAACCCAGGAUACCAAGUGCAGAUGUAAAUCAAACUUUUAUUGUAACGAUUCUGUAUGUGAACACUGUAACCCCUGCAUCACGUGUGAACAUGGAAUCAUUGACAAAUGCACACCAACCAGCAAUACCAAGUGCAAAAAAGAAAGUUCCAGAAAUAAGUUUUGGUUGCUGUGUAUCCUCAUACUCCCAAUUACGCUAGCUCUGGGGCUGUUGAUGAAGUACUACAGGAGAAACCAUUUUCACCCUGAAAAUAAGUUCCAACAUCCUCACCAGGAAACAGAAACAGAGCCACUGAAUGUCUCAGAUGCUGACUUUAGUAAAUAUAUACCUAGGAUUGCUGAAAUAAUGACAAUAAAUGAAGUUAGAGAAUUUGUUCGAAAGAAUGAUGUCUCUGAAGCCAAAAUAGAUGACAUCAAGAAUGACAGUCCCCAAGAUACAGCCGAGCAGAAAGUUCAACUGCUUCAUAGUUGGUAUCAAGUUAAUGGGAAGAAAAAUGCAUACUUCACUUUUAUCAAAAGUCUUGAAAGAGAAAAACUUUAUGCUCUUUCAAAGAAAUUUCAGGAUAUCGUCCAGGCAGACAUGAGUAAUAACCAUGAAAAUUCAAACUUCACAAGUGAAAAUGAAAAACAAAGCUUGGCCUAGAGUGCAAAACAACUAAUUUAGUUUUGAUUAUGUUCAUUCUGCAAAUAGAAAAAUUAAUGUGAAAAAUGUUUUCAAUAACUGAAGGCUGUAAAAUUGCUUGGCUUUUUGUGAGUGCAUUUUAUUUUUCCAUUUAUUAGAUUCGUAGAACCAGUAUAUUGUAUUUACAAUUGAAGACUUUGUGAUUCUGCCUUUAGGAAUGUUCAAAAUCUAGGUAAGAAGACAGACCCAGCCAAGAGUAGAUAUAAUAGCAAGUUUAGUGCUCAGAUAGCAGUGUAUGCAAAGGAAAAGAAAAAGCUUAGUAUCAUCUCUAAAAUCUAACAUAUGACUCUACAGAAAUGAAUAUAAUUAAUGUAUGUUGGUACAAAUGUUUAUUGACAAGGUGAUUCCAUUCCAUGAAUCCUUUUGUUGCACUGUCAAUCACUGGAGUAGCUACUCUGCCUCUGUAUUACCUACCUACACUCCUUGAUGACUAGAGAUUUUGCCAUAUUUGUAAACCUUGUUUACAGGCCAAUCUGAGAGGAGCAUAUUCUAACAAAACUUGCAUGUAUAUUUGAAUGAGGAAUUUAAUAAGGUUCUACCUCAAAGAUCUCUGCAUGGAUCAUUGGUACUUUAUCAUGUAAUAUUUCAAUCUUGAAUUUGCAUGGAAAAUGCAGAUAAAAUCACAAUGCUUGAAUAUUUUCUAUCUUUAUGCCAUUUUACUUGACAAAAUAAUCUACCUCUUACUCAUCUGGCACAAGCAUUUUGAGCAACAGGGUAUGACCAGUUUUGUUACUUCUCCAUUUUCUCUUUGAUGUUCAUCUUGAUAAGCAUAAUAUACUCGGAAACCUGUAAAGAUUGCCAAAGAAUUACUGAGUGAUCCCAUUAAGAUCAAGACUGCCACAGGAAAUUGUGGACCUGCCUGGAGAGACCAAACGCCUCUUAAUGGAGGUAGCUUUAGCAUGUAACAAGAGUCCGUGUCUACCACCAGGAGUGAUAAGGCCAGUUCUUCUUUUGCCCUUGUCCUGCAGAACGUUCACCAACUCUCCAUGGGUUCACUUGGCUACAAAUGGCUACUUCUGUCCAGCCAAGUUACCAUCAUCAUCAGGGUUUGAGAAUUGCUCUUGUUCUCUACAACUUAGACAAACAAACUGCUGUGCCCACCACUACCUUGUUGUGUUUUAUAUUCAAACAUUUCUGAAAGUUUGUAUUAUAUGUGAAUUUUAAUACAUAAUAUUUAUAGUUAAAUAUAUGUACAGUGAACUAAAGGUAGUUAUACAAUAAAACAGGUGUUUAAAAUUUCCAAAACAGCUGAGAUUUGAGGGCAGUUAUUUUUCCUGUAUGUUUGGGGAUAUACAAAGUAGGUUAAAAUAAUUAAAGUAAUGCUUUCAGUAUUUUGAGUUAUCCAGUUUUUAAUGGGGAUCUUUUUUAUUUUUGUUUUUCUUUUCUCUGACUACUGCUAACUGCAACCUGUCAUGAAUCUUUGAAGUGUUCUUUGAUCUUUCAGAAGGUCUUUCCUUUUAAAAUCCUUUUUAGAAGUUAUUUCCAUAGAUUACUGCCAAGAUUAUUUUUCCAAAUAGUACAUGAUCAUUAGAUGGCAUCACAUUAGAGACACUGAAAUGUAGAUUUAAAAAGUACAAAAUUUAAAGGGUAGGAUUUAUUGGUAAAAAAGCUAAUACUACAUUUUAGCUACUUUUUGACCACUGGAUUCUUUCUCUAUCUCUCUGAAAACCUUAAAAUGUAUUUAUCUUUUUGUUUUUUAUAUUGGCAACAUGAUUUUAACACAAAAGUCUCA
Messenger RNA from Fukomys damarensis (Damara mole-rat), 2767 nucleotides. It is a transcript of the gene Fas, whose product is annotated as Fas cell surface death receptor. Gene Ontology annotation, biological process: necroptotic signaling pathway; activation-induced cell death of T cells; negative regulation of apoptotic process. Gene Ontology annotation, molecular function: tumor necrosis factor receptor activity; protein binding. Gene Ontology annotation, cellular component: membrane raft; external side of plasma membrane; CD95 death-inducing signaling complex. The record is from RefSeq and is a predicted model, not a curated record. Lineage: Eukaryota; Metazoa; Chordata; Mammalia; Rodentia; Bathyergidae.